GUUCUUAAAGCGCAUGAAAACAGUUCGGCACAUUUAGAGGCUGCGUUGCAGAGCAUGUGCGUUUACAAAGUAAAAGCGGCGCAUGUAGUUUUGCGAGGACCUUAGAUAAUUUCUACAUUAUUUCAUCAUGGCUAAAACGGGUAAAAAGUCUGGUAAACAGGCUUCUAUAAGCAGGUUCUUCAGGGCAGCAAGCCCCAAAGCGAAGGCGACUGCAAACGCUGGGCUGAGCUCAGGCGCAGGUUCUUCACGUAGGUCAGAGGUCAAGCCUGGAUCUGGAAGGAAGAAGAAACUCAGUUCUGAGGAAGAGGAGUCCCAGGCACAGCAGGCUAAGCGGUCCCGUGGUGAGGAGGAGGAUGAGAGUGGCCCUCUGGUUCAGAGUGGUGAUGCGUCUCGGGGAGCUGCCCAGGUGUCGAGUGUCUCCUCGCCCACCCUGAACAGGCUGAGGGGCUUCAGCAGCGCAGCUGGCCCGCGGGGUUCAGGGGCUGCAGGCAGGGUGGCGGGGCGCAAGAGUGGCGGCCCCCUGGGCCAGCGUCGGGGCGACAGCAGGGAGGAGGAGGAAGAGGGUACUGAAGAAAAGGGUUCCAAACACAAGAAACAGAACGGACAGGGUCUAAACCUGGGCCAGUUCGCCAAGGUGAGCAGUGGAGGAGCUGCAAAGAAAGGCCCUUCGGAGAUCAGCCUCCCCAACCGGAGAACCAAGUGCAUCUACACCCCUCUGGAGCUGCAGUUCCUGGAGAUCAAGCAGCAGCACAAGGACGCCCUGCUGUGCGUGGAGUGUGGCUACAAGUACCGCUUCUUCGGAGAAGAUGCAGAGAUUGCUGCGAAGGAGCUGAACAUUUCAUGCCACUUGGAUCAUAACUUCAUGACGGCAAGCAUCCCCACUCACAGGCUGUUCGUACACGUGCGGCGCUUGGUGUCUCAGGGCUACAAGGUGGGCGUGGUGAAGCAGACGGAGACGACGGCGCUGAAGGCGGGGGGCGCGAACAAGAGCUCCCUCUUCACCCGGCAGCUCUGCGGGCUCUACACCAAGUCUACGCUGGUGGGGGAGGAUGUGAACCCUCUGCUGAAGCUGGGCGACCUUGAGGAGGCGGAGGAUGUGGUCCUGGACUCCCCCAACAACUACCUGCUUUGUGUGAGCGAGAGCUGGGACAGCAGGAGGCAGGAACUCUCUGUAGGCAUUGUGGCAGUGCAGCCCAGCACCGGGGACAUCGUGAUGGACUGCUUCCAGGACGGGCCGUCCCGCUCGGCGCUGGAAGCCCGUGUCCUGCGCGUGCAGCCGGUGGAGAUCCUGGUGCCCAGCGACCUCUCGGAGAGCUCGGACCGGCUUCUCCGUGGUGUCGCCUCCGCCAGUGUCCAGAACGAUGACCGGAUCCGUGUGGAGCGCAUGGACGGCAGCCACUUUGAGUACAGCAGAGCCCUUCAGGUGGUGUCCGACUUCUACACGGGCGCCUCUUCCGGGAAGCCAGGAUCGCAGUUGCUCUCCAGUAUAAUUAGCCUGGACAGGCCUGUCAUCUGCUGUCUGGGAGCUGUCAUAAAGUACCUGAUUGAGUUCAACCUGGACAAAGUGCUGCUGUGUACCAGCUCCUUCAGGCAGCUCUCCAGUGAAGCCGAGUACAUGACGCUGAGCGCCACCACCAUGAAGAACCUGGAGAUUCUGCACAACCAGACGGACAGGAAGACAAAGGGCAGCCUUCUUUGGGUGAUGGAUCAUACCCAGACUCCUUUUGGCAAAAGACUGAUGAAGAAGUGGGUGACACAACCUUUGAGAUCAGCUGAGGAGAUCGGAACGCGCCAGGACGCCGUGGCAGAAAUCCUCUCGUCCGAGUCCAGUGCUCUGCCCGCGGUCCGAAACCUGCUCGGCAGACUGCCAGACCUGGAGAGGGGCAUCUGCAGCAUCUAUCACAAGAAGUGCUCCACACAAGAGUUCUUCCUCAUCACCAGCACGCUGUCUCGUCUGGAGGCGGAGCUCCAAGCUGUACUGCCUGCUGUCCAAUCACAGCUGAGCUCCAGCCUCCUGAAGGACCUCCUCCUGACCAUGCCCCAGCUGCUGUCCCCAGCACAGCACUUCCUCAAGGUCCUCAACGAGAAGGCAGCCAAGACAGGGGAUAAGACCCAGCUCUUUACAGACCUGACAGACUUCCCUGUCAUCAAGAGGAGGAAGGAGGAGAUUCAGGGGGUCAUCUCGGAAAUUCUGGAGCACCGGAAGGACGUCCGCCUCAUUCUGAAGAACCCGUGCUUAGACUACGUGACUGUGUCUGGCCAGGAGUUUCUCAUUGAAGUGAAGAACGCCAUGGUUUCCAGAGUGCCCUCUGACUGGGUGAAAAUCAGCAGCACAAAGGCGGUAGGACGGUUCCACUCUCCUUUCAUUGUGGAGAAGUACCGCUGCCUCAGUCAGCUCCGAGAGCAGCUCGUCAUCGACUGCGGCCAAGAGUGGACCAAAUUCCUCCAUCAGUUUGGAGAACACUAUCACAUUAUCAGGAAAGGAGUCUGUCACCUAGCAACCGUUGAUUGCAUCUUCUCAUUGGCAGAAGUUGCUAAGCAAGGCAAUUACUGCAGGCCGCUGGUGCUGGGGGACGAGCAGCAGAUCGUGAUAAAGGAGGGCAGACACCCAGCGAUUGACCUGCUGAUGGGGGAGCAGGACCAGUACGUGCCCAACAACACCGAGCUACAGGGCGACGGGAGGAGGGCCAUGAUCAUCACCGGACCCAACAUGGGCGGGAAGAGCUCCUACAUCCGCCAGGUGGGCCUCAUCACCAUCAUGGCCCAGGUGGGCUCCUUCGUCCCUGCCGAGGAAGCUGUCAUCGGGGUGGUCGAUGGCAUUUUCACCAGGAUGGGUGCUUCCGACAACUUGUCCAGGGGCAGGAGCACCUUCAUGGAGGAGCUGUCCGAGGCCUCGGAGAUCCUGCAGAGAGCCACGUCUCGGUCCCUGGUCAUCCUGGACGAGCUGGGGCGCGGCACCAGCACGCACGACGGCACCGCCAUCGCCUACGCCACCCUGGACUACUUCAUCAGAGAAGUCAAAUCCCUGACGCUGUUUGUGACCCACUACCUUCCGCUGUGUGAACUGGAGAGGCUGUAUCCUCAGCAUGUGGGCAACUACCACAUGGCCUUCCUCCUGAGCGAUCAGGACGCAGAGAGUGACGGUCCAAGCGAGGAGAUGCAGCCCGAGUUCAUCACUUUCCUCUAUCAGCUGACUGAGGGGGCUGCAGCCAGGAGCUACGGCCUCAACGUGGCCAGACUGGCCAAGAUCCCAAAGGACAUCAUCUGGAAAGCCCAGGAGAAGUCCAAGGAGCUAGAGGGGCUCGUAAAUGCAAGGAGAAAAAACAAGAAAGCGUUCUGUGAAGCCUUGAACAUACAAGACAAAAGGAAUUUAAUGGACUGGAGACAGAACAAUUCAUGAGCUCUUGUCUUGCAUAACCACUGUUAAAAACCUGCUUGCACUGUUGAAACCUGCUUGCACAUUUCUCAUUGUAAGGUUUUGAGACUGUUAACUGCACUAAAGGCAUGGUUUUUAUAUCCUGUAGGACACUCGAUCGAAAAUUAGGAUGUGAGCAUAUUAUUGUUCUGUAGUUGUCACAGACAAAGUGGUAAGAGCAGAUUUUAGGAGCUAAUCAUUUUUUCCUCUUGUAUGAUCUACUGUUCAGUAUCACAGGAAUUUGUUAAAGGCUGUUUGGCAAAGAAAAUUUAAGUUCUUUCAAAACCAGAUUACCUUAGAUUGCUGUGGUGUAUUUUUAAAGCCGUUGUUUUUUUGGUUUUGAUAAGAGGAUUACUUACAGGUAAAACCGUGGUUUCGAUAGAAGACUUUUAGGAGAUAAGCCAUGAUUUUUUGACAAUAAGCCAUCAUGCUUCAUAAUCAGUUUAUAGCUACUACAUCCAGACCUGGUGAUGUAAUCUCUGCUGAAUGUUUAGAUAAGUUUCAGAUUCUUUUUAAAGAGGUGAUUGUCACUCCAUUUGCUCAUUUGUAAGUAAAGUCAAUCUCUUUAAUUAUAUCUAGAAUGCUAGAGGUGGCUAAUCCUCUGCAGUGUUAACAAGCAGUGGUUUCUUUUAUUGAUGUGCACUGGCUGAGAACUGGAUAAGUGCCGUAACUAAACCAGCUUUAAACAUUAUGACAGGGCUUCCGUAAACUUGAUUAUGUUAUGUCUGGUGGCUAAUUUGCAUUAGAUGUGCAAAAAUUAACUUUACACACCUGUAUUUUGUAUCUUUUUUUGUAAGAGACUGUCUUGCUGCCAGUGAUUUUCAUUUCAGGUAUUUUAAGUUCUUUUUUAAAGCUGCCUGAUACAACUAGACUGCAGUUGUCAUUUGUUGUGAAAAAUAAAAUGAUAUUGUACUCCU
Messenger RNA from Lepisosteus oculatus (spotted gar), 4332 nucleotides. It is a transcript of the gene msh3, whose product is annotated as mutS homolog 3 (E. coli). Gene Ontology annotation, biological process: mismatch repair; mitotic recombination; somatic recombination of immunoglobulin gene segments. The record is from RefSeq and is a predicted model, not a curated record. Gene Ontology annotation, cellular component: nucleus. NCBI's taxonomy places the organism in Eukaryota, Metazoa, Chordata, Actinopteri, Semionotiformes, Lepisosteidae. Gene Ontology annotation, molecular function: ATP-dependent DNA damage sensor activity; mismatched DNA binding; ATP binding.